AUGCGGCGUACAAACAGAACUACAGACUACGAGUUGGACGACCUCAAUGCUGGCCCGGAGAACCCGGAUGCCAGCGUUAGUCUAGCCUUCCCUGAGGGAGGCCGUGAAGCAUGGACAUCGCUUCUAGGCUCAUCAUUAAUAAUGUUCCCAUCAUUCGGAUUUCAAACAGCAAUCGGAACCGUUCAGGACUAUAUCAGCACACACCAACUCUCGAACUAUAGCGUCAGCGACGUCAGUUGGAUCACUGCUGUUCUAUGCUUCCUCACUCUAUUCCUAGGGGUACAAGUUGGACCUUUAUUCGACCGAUAUGGUCCACGAAUUCUUCUAAUCUGCGGUUCACUCGCCAGCGUAGCAUCAUACCUUCUCCUAGCGCAAUGCACCCAAUACUGGCAUUUCAUGCUCUGCCUGGGGAUUCUAAGCGGUAUAUCCUCCGCCGUGGUGACAACAGUUGCAAUUUCCGUAUUGAGUCACUGGUUCUAUCGACGUCGUGCUCUCGCAUCAGGGAUUUGUAUGGCUGGAUCCUCAGCUGGAGGUGCAAUCAUUCCUCUAGUUCUGCGCAAACUCUUCAGUGAAUAUGACUGGACGUGGGCUAUUCGGACCAUUGCCUUCAUAGCGCUAGCAUGUUACUCUCUUGGUAUAAUUCUCGUGAAAGGGAGAUUACCAACAGGAAACCAGAGCCGAGCAACGAUUGAUUUCCGUGCGUUCAAAGCUCCACGACUUUUCUUUCUAGCAGUUGCUGUUUUCGCGUUUGAGUUUAUUAUCUUCGGUUGUGCGGCGUUACUACCCACAUACGUUCGAUAUACGGGUCUUAAUAUGGAUGUACAGUUUUACUCACUUACAGUGCUGAAUGGUAUGAGUUUGUUAGGUAGGAUCUUACCUGGAUUCGCGGCGGAUCAGAUUGGUCGGUUUAAUAUCCUUUUGUCAUUGGCGGUUGUUACUUUGUUGGUUAUGGCUACUGUCUGGAUUCCGUUUGGAUCUAAUAGUGAGGCUACGCUAUAUGCUGUUGUUGCUAUCUUCGGUUUUGGAUCUGGGGGUUGGAUCUCGCUUGCUCCUGUUUGUGCUGGUCAGCUUUGUCGUACUGAAGAGUAUGGUCGAUUCUAUGGAACAAUCUACUGUAUCGCUGCAUUUGGGGUAUUGUUGACUGUGCCGAUUGGAGGUGAGCUCUUACAGUCUACUACUCCACAGACCUUGGUGGGAUUCUAUUCUGUUAUCUUGUUGAUUGGUCUGACAAGUGUUGCCAUGUCGCGAUGGGCUUUACUGGAUUGGAACUGGAAAUGGAAGGUGAAGGUGUGA
Messenger RNA from Penicillium malachiteum, 1293 nucleotides. Its product is annotated as putative MFS monocarboxylate transporter. Bases 1 to 1293 code for a protein of 430 amino acids. Gene Ontology annotation, cellular component: fungal-type vacuole membrane. Gene Ontology annotation, molecular function: transmembrane transporter activity. Gene Ontology annotation, biological process: transmembrane transport. The transcript is spliced from 2 exons. The record is from RefSeq and is a predicted model, not a curated record. Lineage: Eukaryota; Fungi; Ascomycota; Eurotiomycetes; Eurotiales; Aspergillaceae.